AUGCAGUUCCACCUGGCGCAGAAGCGGAGGGCGUACUCCCCCGGGGCGGCGUCGCAGCCGAACAGUGGACGGAGGAAGAAGAGGAUGGCGGUGGUAAGGCUCGGUGGCGAAGGGAGGAAGAGGAGGCUCUUCGGGGUGCUGCGGAUGCGGAUGCGCCUGCGGUGGCCGUGGCUCGCGGCGGUGUACCGGCGCGCGCUGCGGCGGCUGAGGGCCGGCUACGAACAGGCCCUGCGCGAACUCGUCGAGGGCAACGUGCUCGUGGGCGCGCUGCACGCGCCCGCCGGCGUCGACUGCGCCCACGCUGCCUCUUUCGGGCCCGUGGCCACCGUCGGGUUCUGA
Molecule: messenger RNA, 339 nt
Organism: Miscanthus lutarioriparius
Lineage: Eukaryota; Viridiplantae; Streptophyta; Magnoliopsida; Poales; Poaceae
Source: the annotation of a GenBank genome assembly